AUGGCUCCCAAGAACGCCGCCGCCUCGUCCAGCCUCGCUCCAGGGCAUAUCCAAGCUGACCGUAGUAGUAGACGCAAUGUCAAGCCAACACUUCGCUCUACUACCAUCGAUGACGCCGGAUCUGCGAGUGAGUUUGAGGAGGAAAAUGAUCAUGAGGUCCCAUUAUCCCACCGGACUAGGAAAGCUAUAGAUGCUCCUGUUGUGAAUGAAGAAAGUCGUUAUUCAUUGAAGCAGCAGGAAGUCGCUAACAACCUCCGAGCCGAGACCCAGCAGGCAUAUCUCACAUCGCGAUCCCUUAAUUUGCUUGAACCUGCUGAUGUUGAACUACUGAUGCAAACAUACAAUCGUCGUGGAAUAGACAAAGCAAAGAUCAAUGAAAUGAAAGCUGGAUUCAAAAAAUUUGGUGUUCUGGGCAUGGUUCCAGCAAAUUUCAUCUCUAUUGCCAUGCCUGCUGCUGCUCUAAAAGGAGUUCGCCAGAAAACGGAAUUCGCAAACCACCCACCUCUCCUUCAAAUCAAGGCAGCCCAUCUGCCAGAGAGUUCAUCUCCGGACCAACCGGCGCGCUUACCGGUGAAGGUGGUCAACGGGCAGCACCGCAUUAUAGCAAUUCAACAAUAUCUUGCAGCAGACGUCAAACUCCUCAAGAAGAAGCGGGCUGCUCUGAAGGCAUGCUCACAUCGCGAUGUGAAUUCCCUUCGACAGCUGGAUGAUGACGUAAAAACGUUGUCGGAGAGAAUUAACAACCAGGCAAUAUGGGGUGUUCGUAUCUAUGAUGUCGAGAAACUCGACGCCGAUGGUGCCAGAAUAGGCCGUGUCCUGGCUCGUAACGACCACAUGCCACAAUUGGCGGAGACACCAGACGAACGUCUAGACGCCCACCUGGCAGAAUUACAUUCUCAUCCGGUGGAGUCAGUUGAAUAUUCCUCGAAGUUGAAUGCAAUCGUGCGUGAACAUAAAGAUCGCAAGGGACCGCGUGCGUCUCUCAGCAACAUGCUCAGCCCUAUCGUUAGUAUUCCUGAGGCCAUGGAGGCCCUGCAAUACAUUAUUCCAGGGCGGAAGCACUUUGCCGAGAGCGGUCUUUUUAAAGUCAAACAUUUGCUGAAAAUGAUCGAUAUUUAUAUGGGGCUCGUCCUUUUGUACAUCCGGCAGUCAUGGCGACUGCUUGGUGCCAUUGGAUCCUUAGACCAGUUCAAUGGUGAUCGCAGCACGAUUGCCAAAUCGCGCCCCGAUUGGGCUAUUUGGGACGAUGAACUCCUUGCCGCAAUUGAUGUGGUCUUCAAAUUAGAGAUUGAGAAUCCUGUGGACAUUGGCAUGAAUACUGAUCAAGCAAUCAUAGAGCUUGACAGAUAUCGACAAGGUGUUGUUGCGGCCAUCUCCCAAAGAUAUGCGACUGAGAUCAGCAAGCAUUCUCCAAUUGGUGUACACGCUAAAGAUGUAGUGGAUCGUGUAACGCUUGUUCUUACGCCAGCUCCUGCGCGAGAACAUGUGCCCUUCCCGCUCGUCACUAUUAGCAUGGUGCAAUAUGUUGUUGAAGCGUUUGGGCAGUACACCGACGCACUGUUAGAGGUGAGUGUCAUGGGUUAUCUUGCCGAUGCGCAUCAUUGUGCCAUUCGGCUGGACAAAUUUGUCUCGCGGUGCAUUGAUCCUUUGGUGGACUAUCGUCACCACAUCCAGGAUCCUUCACAUCGUGAUGCGUGGGUGGUUGCACUCCGUGCGUUUCGCAUGCACAACAAUUGGGCAGAUCAGGAUGCAGCUACAACCAAACUCUUCGAAUUAGUGUGGCAGGAACGAUUGAACGUAUUAACAUUUUUGCAAAUAACGAUAGCAGAGACCCCGAUUGUAUACACACGCCAACGUACUCUCAAGCGAAAGGAGAUUCAGCCUUGGCUCACUGGCACUGGCGAGAAUUCAUGGCAUACCGCAGAGAACCCCCUCGUCAGCUUCUACGGGUUGCAUGACCUGUCCACUCUUGUCCCCCUCAUCGACGAGGCCAAAUUAUUAGGCCCCUUCAUGGCACGUCGGCAAUCAGGUGUCUUUCACCCCACGCCACCAAGUGUCCAAUCAUCCCAUCUGCGGCUCAUCGUAUCUACAGCAUUGCCCUGGUGGCAAAAUGUCUCUAAGGACGCCAAACGCAAAGUCUGGCCAUUCGUAUUGGGAGCCUAUUGGGAGCAAGCGUACAUUACCGAAGUUCGCACCCAGAUGUUGACUUCAUCUGUGGUUGCAUGGCGUCGUCGAGUGAGCCGCGAACUCACGGUACAUAUGUUGGUGACCCCCGGGCGUCAGCAACAAUUAUUCAUUUUUGCUGAUCACGUCUCGAUUCCUGAUGAGCCAAUACCUGAUCCAGCUUGGAUGGUAUUGUCAGGUUCUCCUACACCCUCGAGAGCCGAGAUUGCUGCAACUCGGCUGAAGUUUCAGCAGUCUCGUGCAAAUAGACAUGCAGCCAUUCAACACGUGGUAAAUGCAGUCGAAGAUUUGCCAUUCGUACGAGUUGGUGCUCGCUCAGUGGAUCUAGCGGUGUCAAACGCGCUCAAUCAUGUCAUUGAUGUGUUGUCAUUCGUCGCUGCUCGGGCUGAGCAACGGGACGUAUCUGGUGAUGCUGUCGCUUCCUUACCCUCUGGAGCCUGGUUGCAGCCUCGAAAUUCUUUCUGGCGCCGACCUUCUGCUCCUGACGAGAGCACCACAUGGCCCUCGCACCUUGUGGCGUCACCAGUGCAAGAAGCAGAGGCAAGCCAAGGGAGAUCUCCUGCCGUAUCUCAAUUUAAUUCGCCGUCACCACCGAGGGGCAGUCCUAUGGGUGACGUUUUGCCUCGCCCGCUGUCAGUGGAAUUGCAGUCCACUUCCAUGCCGCCUUCACCCACUCAGCCUGGCCCAUACGUGCCUGAUGGUGAGCCCUAUGAUCCUUAUGACUAUCAUAGCCAGACGGACAGAAUGUAUAUUGAGCACGAGCUCCUCCUUGCUGGAUCGCAGACGUCUUCUAUGAGCAUGAAUGAGGUAGAAGAUACGCUUGGUUGA
Molecule: messenger RNA, 3012 nt
Organism: Fibroporia radiculosa
Lineage: Eukaryota; Fungi; Basidiomycota; Agaricomycetes; Polyporales; Fibroporiaceae
Exons: 11
Coding region: 1-3012 (1003 amino acids)
Source: RefSeq, a predicted model, not a curated record